Molecule: messenger RNA, 636 nt
Organism: Nematostella vectensis (starlet sea anemone)
Lineage: Eukaryota; Metazoa; Cnidaria; Anthozoa; Actiniaria; Edwardsiidae
Product: antho-RFamide neuropeptides type 1-like
Exons: 1
Coding region: 1-636 (211 amino acids)
Source: RefSeq, a predicted model, not a curated record
AUGGGGUCUGUGAUAGAAGGAAAAAUGGGGUCUAUGAUAGAAGGAAAAAUGGGGUCUGUGAUAGGAGGAAAAAUGGGGUCUGUGAUAGUAGGAAAAAUGGGGUCUGUGAUAGAAGGAAAAAUGGAGUCUGUGAUAGAAGGAAAAAUGGGGUCUGUGAUAGGAGGAAAAAUGGGGUCUGUGAUAGUAGGAAAAAUGGGGUCUGUGAUAGAAGGAAAAAUGGAGUCUGUGAUAGGAGGAAAAAUGGGGUCUGUGAUAGUAGGAAAAAUGGGGUCUGUGAUAGAAGGAAAAAUGGAGUCUGUGAUAGGAGGAAAAAUGGGGUCUGUGAUAGGAGGGAAAAAGGGGUCUGUGAUAGGAGGAAAAAUGUGGUCUGUGAUAGGAGGAAAAAUGGGGUCUGUGAUAGGAGGAAAAAUGGCGUCUGUGAUAGGAAGAAAAAUGGGGUCUGUGAUAGGAGGAAAAAUGGGGUCUGUGAUAGAAGGAAAAAUGGGGUCUGUGAUAGGAGGAAGAAUGGGGUCUGUGAUAGAAGGAAAAAUGGGGUCUGUGAUAGAAGGAAAAAUGGGUUCUAUGAUAGAAGGAAAAAUGGGGUCUGUGAUAGAAGGAAAAAUGGGGUCUGUGAUAGAAGGAAAAUGGGGUCUGUGA